AUGGCAACCGUUCAGUAUGCGCCGUGGUCCUCCGACAUCGAGCUGGCGUUCUACGCCUCGCUGGCCUCGCUGAAGAUCAACCACGACAAGCUCGACGACAGCGCGCGCAAGAUCUUGGGUCUGUACGAAAUCAGACCGACCGACACGCCGGAGCGCUCGUCGCGCAUGCAGAUUCUCGGCUCAGCUCUCACCACUGACGAACCGCCAGCCGGCUACUAUCGCGCCGAGGGCAUCCUCAAGAACGUCAACACCAUCGAAGCUUACAAGAACCUCGACCGCGCCCAGGCCAUCGAACGCGCCGGUCGUAUCAUCUGGGAUGCCAUCAACGACGGCACCAUCUACUCUUGCCCCUCUCUGCUGGCCUCCUUCUCAGCCGUCUCUUUCGCCGACUUGAAGAAGUACAAGUUUACUUACCAUUUCGCCUUCCCCGCCAUCCACUCGGACCCGCCGUGGAAGAGUUCCGGUUCCAUCCCUAAGCUCACCCCGGCCGAGACGACGGGCUUGGUCGAUGCGGUCCAAACUUGGAGGUACGGCGUGGACUCGCGCCAGCAUGGUUUCUUUCUUGCCAAAAAGCUGAGGCAUGUUGCGGGUCAUCAUCAUCAUGAGAACGACGAGCAGGAAGAGCGGCCCAAGACACCGCAGACUCCGGGCCUAAUGGAAGAAUUUGGCUACACCUGGCAGGUCGGAUCGCUCGCUGGCUAUGAGCAGGGCUUUUUCAAUAACGCCAAUUUGGAGGACCGCUUCGUCUGCUUCGCCGAUCCCUCGACGUAUGAAAAUAAUCCCGGAUGGAUGCUGCGCAACUUGCUCGUCCUGAUCCGUCAGCGGUGGAAGCUUAACGACGUCCAAAUUCUCUGUUACAGGGACACCCACCGAACGCGCGAUACGUCAAAGAGUAUCAUCAUCAACCUAAAGUCACCGCAGCCGGCGGGUAUCGAGGUGGAUACUUCCCUCGAGACAUCUACUGACAGCAUUUCGUCCCGUCCAAAGAGCCCGAAGAUGCCCAAGGUUACCGGAUGGGAACGGAACGAGGCAGGAAAGCUGACGAGCCGACUCGUCGAUCUCUCGGCGUACAUGGACCCCACGCGUCUUGCAGAUCAAGCUGUGGACCUUAAUUUGAAGCUCAUUAAAUGGCGCAUAGCGCCAGGUAUUGACUUGGAUGUCGUCAAGAAUACCAAGUGCUUGCUGCUGGGCGCCGGAACAUUAGGCUCUUACGUUUCUCGUAACCUGAUGGGCUGGGGAGUCCGCAAAAUUACCUUUGUCGACAAUGCCACGGUCAGCUUCUCAAACCCCGUGCGGCAGCCACUUUUUGACUUCAAGGACUGUCUUGAGGGUGGCGCAAAGAAAGCUUGGCGGGCUGCGGAAGUAUUGCAGGAAAUUUAUCCCGGUGUCGACUCAGUCGGCCACGUCAUGUCGGUGCCAAUGGCUGGCCACCCGAUCCUGGAUGAGAAGAAGACGAAAGAGGAAUUCGAGACUCUGAAGAAGUUGAUUGACGAGCACGAUGCCAUAUUCCUUCUUCUCGAUACUCGCGAGAGCAGAUGGUUGCCGACCUUGAUGGGCAAGGCUGCGGGAAAAAUCGUGAUGAACGCGGCGCUCGGUUUCGACACCUUUGUGGUCAUGAGGCACGGAUUGAAGCCUGGCGGGCCUGGCGAGGAGGAAAUGGGCUGUUAUUUCUGCAAUGACGUGGUCGCCCCUGCCGAUUCACUCAAAGACGCCACUCUCGACCAGCAAUGUACAGUCACACGUCCCGGCAUCGCGCCGAUCGCCUCGGCAAUGCUCGUAGAGCUUCUCGUCAGCAUUCUGCAACAUCCUCUGCGCGCUCAUGCCCCUGCACCGACCAACCCGUCUCCCGAUAAUGACCCGAAGGCCGCUUCUUCGUCGUCGGCCAAGCCAGCCUUUGACCAUCCCCUUGGUCUGGUGCCUCACCAGAUUCGCGGUUUCCUCUCGUCGUUCAGCAACUUGGCUAUUCGUGGCCAGCCUUACGACUGCUGCAGCGCUUGCAGUGACCGCAUCGUCGAGCGCUACCGCAAUGAAGGUUGGGAUUUUGUCAAGCGCGCCUUGAACGAAAAGGGCUGGGUUGAAGAAGUGAGUGGUUUGAAGGAAGUUCAGCGCAGGGCCGAGGAGAUGGCGGCGGAGGUUGAAUGGGAUGAGGAGGAUGAAGAUGACGGCAGUGGUGAAGGCGAGUUGAUUUGA
Lasiodiplodia theobromae is the source of this 2190-nucleotide messenger RNA. RefSeq names its product E1-like protein-activating enzyme Gsa7p. The record is from RefSeq and is a predicted model, not a curated record. Gene Ontology annotation, cellular component: phagophore assembly site; cytoplasm. The transcript has 4 exons. Lineage: Eukaryota; Fungi; Ascomycota; Dothideomycetes; Botryosphaeriales; Botryosphaeriaceae. The coding region runs from base 1 to 2190 and encodes 729 amino acids. Gene Ontology annotation, biological process: autophagy of mitochondrion; piecemeal microautophagy of the nucleus; autophagosome assembly. Gene Ontology annotation, molecular function: Atg12 activating enzyme activity; Atg8 activating enzyme activity.